AUGGCUACUGCAGGUACAGAAGAUAGCGAUUUGUUGUUUCAGUUCAACUCGCCGAUCAACGGGUCGUUGGCGUACUUCUACGGCGAGCGGGAGCCCUUGGAUGGCGAGGAGGCGAGGGCGGAUUUCAGCGCGUCUAUGGGCGACACAGGCAGUGGCAGUGCCACUGCCAGUGUGAUUGACAGCGUGGUUUCGGGGUCUACUUGUGGCGGCGAUGAUUUCAGCGAUGCAGCAGCCGUGGGUGGCCGCGGCCGCGACAACAGCUAUAGCCACAGUCAAAGGCAUUUGAAACGCGAGAGCGCAUCUGUCCUGUCGCACAUGGCGGCGAAUUUCAGGCGAUUGAAGCCUCAACAGUACCACUCGAAGGUCAGUGUGGCACUCGAUAGCACGAAGGCUCUUUCUCAGUACAACAACUAUCUGAACGACAAGUUCUCGCACAAGAGGAAACUGUCACAGGACUCCGAACUGAUCAGGUUGAGACAGAGGAAACUCGAAGAGCUUGUGGAUAAGUUCUGGUUGAAGGACGGCGAAAUUGACGAGUCGAUGUUCGAUUCGUCCAGUGACGAGGAGUAA
Messenger RNA from Zygotorulaspora mrakii, 570 nucleotides. It is a transcript of the gene SPL2, whose product is annotated as Spl2p. The transcript has a single exon. Lineage: Eukaryota; Fungi; Ascomycota; Saccharomycetes; Saccharomycetales; Saccharomycetaceae. The record is from RefSeq and is a predicted model, not a curated record. Bases 1 to 570 code for a protein of 189 amino acids.